AGUCACCUGGUGGCGCUCGUUUCGGUACUAGUAGAACGUGAUUGGCGUUAACUAAACAUGUUGGCCACGGAAAUGGAUUUGGAUAGUGCUGUGCAGCAAGUUCUUAAAAAUGCUGCGAAGUGCCGUGGAAUAUGUCGUGGAUUAAAUGAGUGCACGAAAUUGAUUGAACAACGAGGUGUUGUUCUUUGUUUCCUGGCAGAAAAUUGCAAUGAAAAAGCUUACACAACUCUGAUCGAAGCACUAUGCCAUGAACAUGGCAUCCCUCUUGUGAAGGUCCCUGAUAAUAAAAAGCUUGGCGAGUGGUCCGGAUUGUGUAAGUAUGACAAAGAAGGAAAGGCUAGAAAAGUCGUGUCAGCCUCAUGCAUUGUGGUAACUGAUAUUGGAGAAGAAUCUUAUGGACUGAAAUACUUAGUUGAAAAAUUCAGACUACCCAUCCAAACACGAGAGGCCUAAUGUACAUGUUUCUGAUAAUGAACAUAUAAAACGUCUCCG
Molecule: messenger RNA, 492 nt
Organism: Schistosoma intercalatum
Lineage: Eukaryota; Metazoa; Platyhelminthes; Trematoda; Strigeidida; Schistosomatidae
Source: the annotation of a GenBank genome assembly